Molecule: messenger RNA, 3396 nt
Organism: Glarea lozoyensis ATCC 20868
Lineage: Eukaryota; Fungi; Ascomycota; Leotiomycetes; Helotiales; Helotiaceae
Product: TPR-like protein
Exons: 2
Coding region: 1-3396 (1131 amino acids)
Biological process (GO): regulation of DNA-templated transcription
Cellular component (GO): Cdc73/Paf1 complex
Molecular function (GO): RNA polymerase II complex binding
Source: RefSeq, a predicted model, not a curated record
AUGACUGUUUCGUUGGCGUAUGCCAAACAAAAGAAAGUCGAUACGGCAAUCGAGCUGUUGAUUAAGGGAGGUCAGGUCAUGAGGGGCGGCCCCAGAGAGAAACUCAGCAUGCUUACCUGCUUGUGUUGGAUGUAUUUGUGGAAAAGUAGGGAGGCACCUCGAGUUGCACCGGAAGGUGUACUGCCCUCUGAGGCCAGGACGAAGGACUAUUUUCUGGGGCUUUCAACGUCUACGUUGAAUGAAGCCCUUCGAAUAAACCCGGCGUUCCCACCUCUGUUUCUGGCUCGCGGAGUUCUACAAUUACUGAAGGCGUCACUGCAACCUCCUUCGAAGUCUGCCGCGCCUGGUGCGAUCGAUAUUGACAAGGCGGAAAUUCUGCGAGCAUCGUUGAAGUCUUUUGAAGAUGCAAUUCGGGUCUCGCAAGGAAGAAAUAUGAUGGCUGUACUGGGCAAAUCGCGCGCUCUUUAUUCUCUUGGAAAGUUUGCGGAAGCGCUGGAAGGAUAUCAAGAGGUUCUUCACAAGAUGCCGGAAUUGGUAGACCCAGAUCCACGGAUAGGAAUUGGGUGUUGUUUCUGGCAGCUUGGUUUUAAGGAGGAUGCAAAGACGGCCUGGGAACGGGCGUUGGAGAUAAGUCCAGAUUCGAAAACCGCAAAUAUCCUACUCGGUCUUUUCUACCUCGAUGCCAGCGCGCAUGUACCGACGAACGGGCCAGAAUUUAUUCGCCUAUACAAGAAGGCAAUGACGGAAUACACACAAAAAGCUUUCAAAGCGGACAAAGAUCUUCCGUUGACUUGCGCUACCUUUGCUGGCUACUUCUUGUCGCGAAAGUCUCUUCCCAACGUUGAUACUCUUGCUCACAAAGCAAUCCAGUAUACGGAUGUUAACGCCAUUGCCAGUGAUGGCUGGUAUCUCCUAGCUCGAAAAGAGCACUACGAUGAAGAUUAUGAAAGGGCAACUGACUACUACCGCCGAGCUGAUGAGGCGAGAGGUGGAGCAGAACGUGGAUAUCUCCCUGCUAAAUUUGGUGCUGCACAGUUGGCGGUCUUGAAGAGUGAUUUUGGAGAAGCGAAAUUGCGACUGGAGAAAAUAAUUCAGCAGUCAAAGAACAUUGAGGCUAUGGUUCUUUUGGGUACGCUUUAUGCGGAGGAAGUCUUUGUCAGCCAGCAAAGCGCUGUUAAGGAGGACAAAUCCACCGAGUUUAAGAAGGCGAUUGGUUAUCUUGAAACCGCAAGAAAUGCCUGGAAGGACCCAAAGAAGAACCUCAUUGCUGAUUCUUCGGUGCUCCUCAAUCUUGCUCGCCUUUACGAGGUAGACCAGCCAGAGAAAAGCUUGCAGUGCCUUCAGCAGGUCGAACAGAUUGAAUAUGAUCGUCUUCCCAAGGACGAAAAACCGGAUGACCCUGAGGAAAUUGCAGCUUUGAAAGAGUCCCUGAGGGAAGGUCUGCCGCCUCAGCUUCUCAAUAAUAUGGGCUGUUUCUAUUACCAGUCUGAAAAGUUUGAGCAAGCUGGAGCCAUGUUCCAAGUGGCUCUCAAUGCGUGUAUGAAAAUCACCGAAACCCAAGAAGAACUUGAUGGUGAUGCACUUGUCACGACUAUCAGCUAUAAUCUUGGUCGUACAUACGAGGCUAGCGGCCAGCUCGACGAAGCCAAUACCGUCUAUGAAGGGCUACUGGCGCGUCACGAUAACUAUACUGAUGCGAGGACGAGGCAAGCCUACAUUGCGCUCCGACAAAACCCAACUGACGACGGACCGAAAAAAAUGGGUGAGCUCUACAAAGACGCGUCCGCUGACCUCGAAGUCAGAGCGCUAUAUGGGUGGUAUCUAGGGCGGGUCAACUCUCGCAAGAAGAUUGGGAAUCUUGCUGAAGAUUCCGAAUUACGCCAUUACAAACAUACUCUGCAGGGUUACGACAAGCACGACCGGUAUGCUUUGAUAGGCAUGGGAAACUUGUAUUUGAUGACAGCCCGUGAAAUGCGACGAGAGACAGACCAAGACAAACAAAAACGAAGCGCCAUGUAUACCAAAGCUGUGGAAUUUUUUGACAAAGCUUUACAGCUUGACCCAAAGAACGCUUACGCCGCUCAGGGGAUUGCAAUCGCUCUUGUUGAAGACAAGAAGGAUCUCAAAACUGCAUUAUCGAUCUUCGUCAAGGUUCGAGAAACAGUCAAAGAUCCGAGCGUGUUUGUCAAUUUGGGUCACGUUUUCGCCGAGCUACACCAGUACAGCAAGGCUGUUGAACAUUAUGAAGCUGCUUUGUCGAAGGAUAGGUCUCGUGAUGCUCAAAUUCUGGCAUGCUUAGGCCGGACUUGGUUGGCAAAGGGCAGGGCUGAGAAGAACUUGACAGGUUACAAAAAUGCCCUUGAAUAUUCUCUGAAAGCUCUUGAGCUCGCGCCAGAACAGGUUCAUUUCAAGUUCAAUGUUGCAUUCGUUCAUAUACAGCUUGCUACUGCUGUUUACGGGACGCCAGAGGCACAACGAACCCUGGCAGAGGUUCAGGCUGCUGCUGAGGGACUGGAAGCGGCGAUUGAGUCUUUAGAAGCAAUUGCCCAGCACCCACAAACACCCUUUCCAAAACACGAUAUUGAGCAGCGAGCGAACAUGGCUCGAAACACCAUGCGCAAACAGUUGGAGCGGUCUAUUCAAGCUCAGAAAGAGUACGAGGAAAAGAACUUUGAAAAACUCCAAGCUGCCAAACAGAAGCGAGAAGAGGAACUGAAGAGGCGGGAGGAUGCCAAGAAGGCAGCACAGCAAGCUGAGCUCGAUCGAAAGCUUAAGAUUGCCGAAGAGCGGCAAAAGAUCGCUGAGAAGGAUCGUGAACUUGCUGAUCUGAGGGCCGAGGAAGACAGAGCACGAGAAGCUGCGGAACUUACGACUGAUAGUGAGACUGGUGACAAAGUUAAGCGAAAGAAGAAACCUCGUGGAGGUGGCGGAAAACGCAAGAAGAAGAAUGAUGAUGGAAUUACAGAUGAUGAGAGUGGUGGGGAGCGAGAGCCAAAGCCAAGGCGUCGCGCAAAGAGAGGUAGUGGUGAUGAUAGCGAUGAAGAAAAGCCAAAGAAGAAGAGGAGAUUGGCAAAGAAAGGGGCAAACGACAAGCCCAGCAAAUUCAAGAGUAGCGAGAUUGUUGUCGAGAGCGAUAGCGAUGGUGAUAACGGUGCAGCCGAUGCUCUAAAGGAGAUGGAUGAUGAAGUCUUGAGUGACGCACCUGCAUCUAUGGAUGUUGAUGAGGAUGAAGCAGCUCCCGCCCCUGCGAAACGGAAAAAUCGCCGUGCAAUGAUUGAUUCCGACGAUGAGGACGAGGAUGAAGAACCUGCUGCGAGAGACGACUCUCCUGCCACCGCGAAUGGGGAUACACCGAUGGCUGAUCCAGCACCUGCAGCUGAGGACUCCGAUGAGUAG